Ostreococcus lucimarinus CCE9901 is the source of this 1580-nucleotide messenger RNA. RefSeq lists its product with no specific name. The transcript has a single exon. NCBI's taxonomy places the organism in Eukaryota, Viridiplantae, Chlorophyta, Mamiellophyceae, Mamiellales, Bathycoccaceae. The record is from RefSeq and is a predicted model, not a curated record. Bases 21 to 1568 code for a protein of 515 amino acids.
UUGCCGUCGCCGAACGCGCGAUGUCACUCACCGCGAGCGCGCGCGGCGGUGAGCGACAGACGCUCAUCGCGCGACCGACACAGCGCGUGAGCGACGAUGCGGCGACGGAAUACUUUGAAGCGGAUUCGCGCGAGCUUUGGGCGCGAAGGAGAUUCUUCGCCUUGAGCGUGUUCACGCUCCUCGGCGCGUGUCUCGCCUGCGUCGGGCUCACGGUGGACAUGCUGACGCACACGCAGAAGAUGCACGUGCAUCCAGGGGCUCGGUUAGGGGCGAAACCUGCGCAUCUGCCGGUGUGGACGCCAAACCUGCCGCUGGAGCAAGUCAACACCCCAGCGCUGGCGUUCGCGGAGAUGGAUCAAGUGCGACUCGAGGGCGCGGCCCUGGAAGCGGCGAAGGCAGACUCGUACGAGAACUCGUUUCCUUCGUUUUCUUCCGAUCGCUAUUUCACGGUCGGUGGCAACCGCACGCGUCGGAAGCUCGAGACGCCCGUGUACGUCAUCGCCUUGGCGGACUCCAAACCCGAUUUGGCAAAGGCGGAUUCGUUAAAGGCGGCGAUCGUGCGAUCGUUUAGCGAGAGUCCGAACUACAUCAAUCGGACGCACGAAGCUGCCGCACAGGCGAAGAAGUUGGUGCAAACUCAAGACGGAGUCAACGCCCUCGCGUGGCCGCACACCAUUGAGCUCGCGACGGAGGCGCUGGAAGGCCUCGAAGAGCUCCGCCCGACGAACCACAUGUCUUGGUUCGCCAACUUAGCGGCAGCGAAACUGCACGAUGGUCUAUUACCGAGAGCGGUACGCGGCAUCUCGCAUCACGUCGGGUGCUUAUUUUCCCACAUGCGCAUGUGGCGGUUGCAUCAAAAAUUGAAAAACAAGUGGACGGUGAUUUUCGAAAGCGACGGCUUGUGGUCAGGCCUCCACAUUCCUCCAAAAGGAUUACAGAGCGUGAUCGAUAACGCUCCGGCGAAUGCGGACGUGAUCUUUCUCAAAACCAGAGACGAACCGACCGGGCAGUUCGUGAAGCAGUGGCCGGUGGAGGAUGAAAUGAUCUACAUGUACUCUAUGAAUCGAGUCCAGGCUGCGUGCGGGUUAGCGGGUUACAUCGUCGGUCCAAAGUUUACGGAGAAGCUGUAUAAACAGAUCAUUUAUAGUGGCGGCGCAGAUAUGGUCGACGCAUGGUUGAUCAAUCACAUCUGUAGCGUGCGCGACCCGAGGGUGAGUGGUGAGGGCGGACGAAAGAAUAAGCUCAACUGUUAUCACGCGCAGGGCGGUCCACCGAAGGCGCCGCACAUCGUCGGCGGCUACCUUCCCGAGUGGUACGGCAAAGACAAGACGGCGCGCACCACCGACGAUUGGGCCGAGUGGCUCAAGGCUGAGAAGAACGAUGCGGAGUACAAUAAGGGCCGCAUGGCGCGCGUCGAGGCGUGGCGCAAUGGCGCCGAGUUGCACAAAUUCGGCGCUCGCAACGACGAAAUGCUUCGACAAGCGUUACGGCUUCAAGCCAAGCGCGCGAAAGCCCGAGCAGCAGCGGGCGAGGCUGCGACAGAUGCGGCAAGCCCGUCGACACACUAGAAUUCACGUAGU